This is a messenger RNA of Medioppia subpectinata, 7809 nucleotides long. NCBI's taxonomy places the organism in Eukaryota, Metazoa, Arthropoda, Arachnida, Sarcoptiformes, Oppiidae. The record is from the annotation of a GenBank genome assembly.
AUGAUUUCAAUCAAUUUGACGCCACUUUCUUCGGACUGGGCUGUGUCAACAGCCUUCGCCAACUGGGCGUCCGCGCCUACGAAGAGCUCUAGUGGAUGCUCCGGUAGUAGCUACGGCCAGACACUUGUGGAUUUGAAGCAAAGCCUUCAAACGGCGACAAUGCAGACCCUCUCCAAUCUAAAGUCGCUUUACGCCAGCCGUAUAUCAUUUGUGUUUGAUUUCAAGGGCCCGUCACUGAUGGUGGACACCGCCUGUUCGGCCAGUCUAUCGGCUACUACUCUGGCUAUGAAUGACAUGAGACUCGGAAACAUCGAUACGGCGAUCGUUUGCGGCACUCAUAUGCUGUUCGAGCCAUUCGUACUGCAGUUCCAACAGGAGUCGGGUCUGUGUUCGCCCAGAGGUGUGGCCGCAGUCCUCGAUCAGGACGCCGACGGCUUCAUCAAAGGCGAGGCCGUGUGCUGUGCUUUCCUACAGCGCAGGCGCAACGCCCGUCGUGUGUACGCCACCAUGGUCAAUGCCAAAAUGAACAUCGAUGGUAAUAAGACGAGGCCAUACAAGAAGGGUAACCGGCUGCGAGCGGGCGAUCCCCAGGAAAUAAAGGCCAUAUAUAAUGCUUACGUUAAGGCUCCGGGACGUACUGAACCCCUGCCGUUGGGGGCGUUGAAGAGUAAUAUGGGUCACUCGGAGGCCGGGUCGGGUGUGGCGGCCAUUAUUAAAGUGUGUAUCGCUUACGAGAAUGAAUGCAUUCCUCCCAACCUUAAUAUGAAACAACUGAAAGACGAAUGCCUUCCCUAUUGUCCGCCAAUAAAGCCUAUUGUGGAGCCCAUGCCAUAUAAACCAGGUUUGGCCGCAAUCAACAACUUUGGUAUCGGCGGUGCGAACGCACACGUAUUGCUCGAACCCAACCAUAAGUUGGGAACCAGUGAUGGACUGAGAAUUGCCGAAACGAUUCCCAGAAUUGUUAACAUUUGCGGCCGAACUGAAGAUGCGGUCAAAUAUGUGAUGGAUUUCAUACAAAACAACCCAAAGAGAGUGACGAAUGACUUUUUGGCGCUUUUGGCACAGACUAUGAAAUACACGCCUAAUGUUCACUCAUCGGGAAUGCCAUACAGGGGUAAAAGUGUGAGACCUUUAUGGCUACUGUUCCCGGGUUUGGGCGGUCAGUGGCCGGCAAUGGCUAAGGCUUUGAUGCCAAUCAAGAUAUUCGCCGAUAAAGUGGAGGAAUGCCAUCAAAUACUACAAGAGUUUGGAAUGGAUUUGAAGACAAUGUUAUUAUCCGAAGACAAGGCAUCGAUGGCUUCAAUGACCGCAAAGUUCUGUUCGACGACUGCUAUAGAGAUAGCGUUGUUUGAAGUGAUGAAAGCGCUGGACAUCACACCCGACGGUAUAAUUGGCCACUCGUUUGGAGAGAUAGCCUGCGCUUACGCUGACGGGUGUCUCGACACACGGGAAGCAAUGGUCGUCACAUCAAUCCGAGGAAUAGUUACAGAAAACGACAAAAAUAUACCGAAAGGACUGAUGGCUGUCGUGGGGUUACCGAAGGCUGAGGUCCAGAAGUUGUGUCCAAACGGUGUUUACAUCGCGUGUAAUAACGCUAAGGAUAGUGUCGUUAUUUCGGGACCCGAACAGGAGAUGAAGAAUACAAUCAAAGCAUUGGCGGACAAAAAUAUAUUUGUCCGCCAAUUAGAGAGCAGUAAUAUUGCUUAUCAUUCAAAAUACAUCCAAACCUCUGCCCAGCCGUUGAUCGACGCCAUCAAUAAACAUAUACCGCAUCCGAAGCCGCGCUCCAAGAAAUGGUUGUCCACUUCACUCAUGGUAUCUGAUCCACAAGAGGAGGCCCUGCGGUGCGCCUCGGGCGAGUACUUUGCCUAUAACUUGGUUCACCCUGUUCAGUUUUACGAUCGCAUCAAACAACUGCCCGCCGACGCCAUUGUUUUAGAGAUCGGUCCGCAUUCACUGUUUGGCAAAAUAGUGAGCGAAACACUCAAUGAGUCCUCUUAUGUGUCGCUCAUUAAAAAGGAUUCAAACGAUAAGAAUAUGGACUUAUUUUUGUCCGGUUUGGCCACUCUGUAUGAGUUGGGCGUCAAUCUGUCGGUCGAUAAGCUGUACCCUCGGGUCGAGUGGCCGGUGGCCCGCAAUACACAGUCCAUAAACUCGCUGAUGAGAUGGGAUCACAGUUUAGAGAUUCAGCGGCGGAUAUAUCCGGAGCGCUGGAAUCGGGGAAACGCUUCCGACAUGAAUGUUGUCGUCAAUUGUAGCGCAAAAGGCGAUGAGUUUUAUUUGGAUCACUCGGUCGACGGCAACCCUAUAUUCCCCGCCACCGGCUAUUUGAUGCUGGCGUGGCGUAAACUGGCGGCCACCAUGGGCAAAUUGUGGUACAGCGUGCCCGUUUUAUUUGAGAAUGUUCAAUUAAAAAGGGCUAUAUUUUUGACCGAGGGCAAAGACACCACUCUUACUGUUAAAUAUUAUCCAUUAAACGGUGAAUUUUCAAUCUACGAGAACGACAACGUUUGCGUUUCGGGCAAAAUCCGUGCGCCGGGCGAUGACGUGCUAAUCGCGCAGCACUUGCUCUAUGAAAACGAGCGCAAACUUUCUGAGACCCAGUACUCGGUUAAUAGGGACGACAUAUACAAAGAGUUAGGUGUUAUGGGCUUAGACUACGGGCCGGCGUUUCAACGGCUACGCAAAGUGGGCACAAAUAAUUACAACGAGUUUUACGGUGUGUGCGAAUGGGACGGACAGUUUGUCACUUAUAUGGACGCGUUGUGCCAAUCGCGCGCCCUAUCGGUGCCGUUUCGCAAAAUGCUUUUACCGGUGCUCAUCCGUAAGUUACGGCUCGACCCACGGGUUAUGUUUGACGCUUUCAAACGGCACAGGCGUCAAGUGGACGAACCGACCACUGAUGGCACCGUCGCCUCCAAUUCGAGCCAAUUGAACGUCGAUAUCGACGAUGUUUUGGACUCUACAGUAGUUCCCGAUUCCGAAGCCACGACUGGCGAGCAAAACACUCUGUCGACGGUUAUGGCCAAAGAGAAAGUCCGAUUCAACGAACGCUUCGCCGUCUACUCAUCGGAAAUACCGUUUUAUUACAAUUUGAAUACAAAACAAUUGGUUUCGCCGGGCGUUGAACUCGAAGAGGUUAUCGUAUUUCCUGUACCCCGACGUACGGACACCACUGGUCUGGUCUUGGAUUCCGCAGAGUUCUGCGCCAACGAUGAUAAUCAGGCCAUUGAUGACAGUUUAUCGACAGCUGUGUCCAAGUAUUUAGAAGUUUGUAAAUCAAUGGCGGCUAAAGUAAAGCAACUGAAUGUCAGAGAAAUGAAAUGCGAUUUUAAUUAUAAAAACAUCGGCGAAGAAGUACUUCAAAAAUUGAGGAGCGAUUCCACUGAAAGUCAUGUUAUGUUUCGCACAUUUGAUAAAUUACUGACAGGAGUUGUGGACAAAAAUUGUAAUAAACUGAACGACAAAGAAGUGGCAAAUCUUUUAAAUGAAAUACAAACAAAUCCUGAAUACGAUUUGAGUAAAGAUUUAGUGAAUCAGAUCCAGAAGAAUGAACGUAUGGUUAGAUCAUUGAUGGAAAUUGUUUGCGAAAACAAUGUAACAAAUAGUAAUAUAAAUAUCACCGAAAUUAAUAUGAGCAACAAUUUUAUGGUCAAAGAUGUGGAACAGAUUGUCACACAUUUUCGUAUACUUCCCUUUGAAGUCGAUUAUAAACUUAUUGUGAAAAGUAAACAAUCGGUGAAUGAAUUAUAUAGAGAAAGAGCCACUGAAUGGCAACUUAAAGAUGACAUACCAUUAAAACCCUCGCAUUUGGUUAUAAUGAGAGACACACAAGACUUAUGGCAAAUGGAUUUGAAUCAAUUCACACAAGACUUGUUUGACUCCAUAAACAGCAAUGGAUUCCUAUUAUCGGUAUUUCGGUAUAAGUUUACGGAACCGGAGAUUGCGUUCAUGUCUUUGACGGGAAAACCAAUUCCAAAAAAACACAAUGUUAUCAAAAUAACCGGCGAUUAUCAGCAAUGGUUUGGAGUAUUGCAGGAGAAACUGAUUGCCGCUAAAGAGGCGGACAAUAAGACCGAUAACAUAUGGCUUGUAUCGCAGGACUCGAGUAUUAAUGGUAUCAUUGGUUUAAUGAAUUGUUUGCGAUUAGAACCGGGAGGAGAGAACUUUAGAUAUAUCUUCCAUAUGGACACCAAUAGUGAGACAAACAUUGACUUUAAUAUUAAGCCAUAUUCUGAUAUAUUGGCCAAUGAUUUGGUCGCCAAUGUUAUCAAAGAGGGAAAACUGGGAACUUAUAGACACAUAAAACUUCCCACAGAUUUUGAUAAAUGUGUGUCAAAUGAUUAUUACCUAAACUCCGGCACAACAAAAGAUUUAGCGGAUUUAGCGGGUAUUCAAUGGUAUGAUUCCCGGAAAUUACCCGAAAUUAAAAAGUACUGGAAUUUCAAUAACGAGGAAAUUUUCAAAACACGGGUCGAGAUAUAUUGUGCGGGCAUUUCAUUUCACGACGUUAUGGUCGCUUCAGGCCGUAUACCCUCGGGUCCGGAGCAAAUAUUUACUGAUUGUGUUUUGGGCUGCGAAUAUGUGGGCCGUCGCGUGGAUACCGGUGAACGGGUGAUGGGUAUAGAUAUGGGCCGUACUUUUGCCACAUCGGUAAACGCCAGCAUUCAUAGCAUGACUACAGUUCCCGAGCACUGGUCGAUGGCAGACGCGGCCACUAUAUUGAGCACAUAUAGCACUCUGUAUUACGCGCUCAUCAAACGCGCUAAUCUUAAACGAGGUGAAAGUAUAUUAAUACACUCGGCGGCGGGAGGUGUGGGUCAGGCGGCCAUCAAUAUGUGUAAGCAUUACAACUGCGAUAUCUUUGUGACGGUUGGGACGGAAGAGAAGAAACAGUUUUUGAUGAAAGAAUACGAUAUACCGGAGGAACGGAUCUUCAACUCAAGAGAUAUCGUAUUCAAGAAUCAAGUGUUGAAUUUGACUGAAGGAAAGGGAGUGAAUAUUGUGUUGAAUUCAUUGGCGGGCGAGAAGUUGGACGCGUCCUACGAGUGUGUGGCCAAUAGCGGCCGCUUUGUAGAGAUCGGUCGGUACGACAUGUUUCAAAACAAGCAAAUAGGCAUGUUUGAUUUUGUACGCAAUAUUCAGUUCAUCGGUAUUGUUAUCGAUAUCGUUAUUAUGGAUGAAAUGGAUUUCUUCCCCGAUUUCUACGAUUGGGUUCACAAGAACUCGAAGAAUGGUUGCGUUAAACCCAUUAAUUAUACAUUGUUUGAGGCCAAGGAUGCGGACAAAGCGUUUCGUUAUAUGACAACCGGUAAACAUAUGGGAAAAAUUGUCAUUAAAAUGAGAGACGAAGAGAUGGAUAGGCGGCCAUUGAAAGCGAUAAAACCGGCCGUAAAUAUGAAGACAAUGAUUAAGACAUUCUUCGAUCCAAACAAAGUCUAUAUUAUAACCGGCGGUUUGGGUGGUUUUGGUCUGGAGCUGAUCCCAUGGAUGCAAUAUUCAGGCGCCCGAAAGUUUGUGGUCACCUCCCGGUCCGGCCUUAAGACUGAUUACCAGAAAUACGUUUUCAAUCGUUUCAAACAAUUUUAUGAAAAAAUAAAAUUAUUUGAGUGCCAAUGGAUUGUCUCGACUGCCAAUGGAUUCACUAUCGAAGGCACAAAACAGCUGUUAAAUGAGGCCAAAGAGUUGGGACCCAUUGGAGGGGUAUUUCAUUUGGCGAUUGAAUUAAAUGACUGUUUGAUAGAAAAGCUAUCGUUUGAAAAGUUUUGUUCAUCUAUUGAUACAAAACACAAGAUAUUCACAAAUCUGGAUCAACUGACCCGACAAUUGGAUUAUCCGUUGGAUUAUUUUGUUGUCUUCUCAUCCCUGGCUUGUGGUAAAGGAAACGCCGGGCAAUCAAACUAUGCGUUCGGGAACUCCAUGUGUGAGCGUAUAUGUGAAGAGAGACGUAGUGAUGGUCUGCACGGACUCGCCAUACAAUACGGACCCAUCGGUGAUGUGGGAGUGUUUGAAGGGUCGGAUCAGUUGAUGGCAUUCACAACCAUCAGAAAGCAGAGAAUAAACUCGAGUUGCGAUGUUUUGGACAAACUCUUAUCAAUUAAACAACCAGUGGUCACAUCAUAUAUUAAAGUGGAUAUGAGUGCCAAAGAGUCGGGCAGUAAAAAGUCACGUAUGAUCGCAGAGUUGUGGCGAGCGUUGGGUAUCGACCCGGAGGUCACUCCGAAUCACCUAACGCUCGGCGAGAUAGGGCUCGAGUCGAUGUUCGCCGUGGAGUUGCAACAGGAGUUGGAGAGGGAGUGGAAUAUAAAGGUAUCGUUAAAUCACGUCAAGAGUAUAACCAUCGGUAUGUUAAAGGACUACGAGGUGGGCAAUCUUGGUAAUGUGAAAAAGCACCUGGAUGAGUUGAAACAAGCCAGGGCUAAUUUGUUGAAACAAAAGUUCGUAAUUCCUACCGAAACCUAUACGCGCCUAAACGCCGUGACCACCGGUCGACCCGUAUAUCUAAUGCCAACUCUUAUGUUGAAUUUCACCAUGUUCGAGCAGUUAGCACAAUCGCUCAAUCGGCCUGUAGUGGGGCUCAAUUGGACGAGAGAAAUGUCUAAGAUGACCACGAUCAAAGAGCUGAAUCAGUACUUUAUCAAACUGUUGAAACAACUCGAGCCAAACGGCGGGUACGAUGUGGUCGGCUAUUUAGACGGUGCCAUCACUUGCAGCAAAUUGUUGCUCAAAGGAAUGGCAGACAAAGCGGUGAUUAUUGAUGUUUUGUCAGACGAGAGGUUAAAUGGGGAUCAGCUCUCCGAAGAAGAUUUGUUCGUCUCUACGAUGAAUAUAUUGUUCAGCGAAAUGCCGGACAGUAUUAAGAAUAAGAUUGUACGCGAGUUGAAGAAAGAGACCGACACUAAGGCCCGCAUCAGAAUCGUCACCACAGAGUUGGUCGACUUCGCGGGCAAAGGUCUGGUGGCGCCCGAUAUCGACGAGAUAUACGCCAUUUUGUUGGCCAGACUUCGGAUGCUUUUGUCUCAUAGGGCGGAGAAGAGGAAGAAGUUCUCCAAUCGGCUCAAAAUGGCGAUCGGGAAGAAGUGGUCUAAACGUACGGGCAAAUUGAUCAUGAUCAAACCAUUUGUAUUGGAUAAUGUCGAUGAUGUCGAUGAAUUAAUUGGCAAAUCUCGUGACGCAUACUUAUUACCCGCCGCACAGGAAGUGAUACUGAAUGAGUCGGAAAAAGAGGUUAGAAAAUGUAAAAUACAAACUAAAAGGCAGAAAACAACCACCGGUACCGACGAUAUAAGCAAAUCCAAUGAUAAGGUGUCUGAGAUAACCGACUCUUCGUCCCCUUCAACACUGGUUGCAAUCGAUAGCGAAGAGACGUAUAAUAUAGAUAUUUUAGACAUUUUACAAAAUAAUAACAUAAGUAAAGAGACACUGGAUUUGCAAAUAAAUGAAAUCGAGAGCAUAUUAUCGGAUGAGAGCAACUCUUCAGCGGUAACUGCAUUGUCGACAAUUCCCGCACAUAUUAUAUGUAAUACCCUUAAUGUGUCGGAAGGCAUGAAAUUCAACGAACUAAUGGCCGCCACUUAUGACGAAAGGCUGGUCACAAUUCCUCGCCCAACGGCCGAAGUGUCGGAUGUGUCGGAAGGCAUCCAAAUUGUGGCCAAAGAAAAGUUUGCAAAAUUAAUGAAUGAAAUGAAAUAUACAGGAGAUUUGCAAAGAGAGUGUAUUAAACAUAUACUCGACUCGUGUCCACCCGAUAUCAGUCCUCUCCUCAAUGAGAUUUCCGACAGAGACUGUACUCAACUUAUGGCUCCAUAA